AUGGCGGCGCCGGGCCGGACGCUGCUGCUGGUGAACCUGGCGUCCAUCAUGGAGCGCGCGGACGAGGCGCUGCUGCCGGCGGUGUACAAGGAGGUGGGCGCCGCGCUGCACGCCACGCCCAUGGGGCUCGGCGCGCUCACGCUGUACCGCUCCUUCGUGCAGGCCGCGUGCUACCCGCUCGCCGCCUACGCCGCCGUGCGCUACAACCGCGCCCACGUCAUCGCCGUCGGGGCCUUCCUCUGGGCCGCCGCCACCUUCCUCGUCGCCGUCUCCGGCACCUUCGCCCAGGUAGCAGUAGCUAGGGGAUUGAAUGGUGUUGGCCUAGCACUUGUAACUCCAGCCAUCCAAUCUCUAGUGGCAGACUUCACUGAUGAUAAUAACCGGGGCUCUGCUUUUGGAUGGCUUCAACUCACAGGCAACAUAGGUUCGGUGAUUGGAGGUUUGUUCUCGAUCAUGCUAGCAUCGACCACAAUCUUCGGUAUCGCUGGUUGGCGUAUCGCGUUUCACAUUGUUGCUCUCAUCAGUGUGGUCGUAGGGGCAUUGGUCUAUCUUUUUGCUGUGGAUCCUCAUUUUUGCAACACUGAGGGUGGUGGUCAGCUCUUGCGCAAGUCGGCAUGGGCAGAGAUGAAGGAUUUAGUCACUGAAGCCAAAGCGGUCAUCAAAAUACCAUCGUUUCAGAUCAUUGUGGCUCAGGGCGUUACAGGGUCAUUUCCUUGGUCAGCAUUGACGUUUACCCCAAUGUGGUUGGAACUGUUGGGCUUUACGCACAACAAAACUGGACUUCUCACAGCAGUAUUUGCAAUUGCAAGCUCAAUUGGAGGGCUCUUUGGUGGAAAGAUGGGGGAUUAUCUAUCUGUUCGCUUCCCGAAUUCUGGCCGGAUAGUGCUGUCUCAGAUAAGCUCGGCUUCGGCAAUCCCACUUGCAGCUCUGUUGCUGCUUGGACUACCUGAUGACUCCAGUACUGGUGUCUUGCAUGGGCUUGUUAUGUUUAUCAUGGGGCUAAGCAUCUCCUGGAAUGCCGCUGCUACUAACAACCCCAUAUUUGCGGAGAUCGUUCCUCAGAGAUCAAGGGCAAGUAUUUAUGCACUGGACCGUUCCUUCGAGUCUGUCCUAGCCUCAUUUGCUCCACCAGUCGUCGGCUUUUUAGCUCAGCAUGCUUAUGGCUACGCCCCUGUUUCACAUGGAGCUGGAGUGAGCAGUGUGGCAAGGGACCGGUCCAAUGCCGCUGCCCUAGGAAAAGCUCUUUACACGGCGAUCGCCAUCCCGAUGUUGCUCUGCUGCUUCAUCUACUCCCUGUUGUACGGGACAUACCCCCGCGACAAGGAGAGGGCGAGAAUGGACACUCUUAUCUCAUCGGAGCUGCAGCUGAUCAAUUUGGAAAGGUCUCAUGGAAUAGCAGAGUACAACGCUAGAAGGAAGCAUGCCACUGUGAUCGAUAUCGAGUAUGGUGAGGAAGAGCUUGAUGAUGAUGAUGAUGAGCAAGCGUUGAUGCAUCACCAAGUUGAACAGAGUGGUAGUCUCAGGUGAUCAGGGUGUAAUAUGACAGUAAUUAUCACAAAGCUCUUGCCAAAGUAGCUCCUAGUAUGGGUGAGAGGACAGAUUGCAUAUCUUCAAGAAGAUCACUUUGUGCCACCAUAGAUCUCUUUUCUUUCAGUUUACUUUGUUAAUAGUAUGGAUACAGUGUUCUAUGUAGUAGGACUAGUCAGUAGGAACAGAGACUUACCUGUAGAAAGGUAUACCA
Molecule: messenger RNA, 1741 nt
Organism: Lolium rigidum
Lineage: Eukaryota; Viridiplantae; Streptophyta; Magnoliopsida; Poales; Poaceae
Exons: 4
Coding region: 1-1527 (508 amino acids)
Biological process (GO): transmembrane transport
Cellular component (GO): membrane
Molecular function (GO): transmembrane transporter activity
Source: RefSeq, a predicted model, not a curated record